Molecule: messenger RNA, 621 nt
Organism: Parathielavia appendiculata
Lineage: Eukaryota; Fungi; Ascomycota; Sordariomycetes; Sordariales; Chaetomiaceae
Exons: 3
Coding region: 1-621 (206 amino acids)
Source: RefSeq, a predicted model, not a curated record
AUGCUCUCAGGCCUCGAGGAGUUGACGCUCAACAACCUCUACGAAAAGCUGCCGUUGUGGAGAUCACAAGACUCCCAGGUACUCCAAAAGUCCCCAGGACUCUGCAAGCUCGAGCUGUCGCUCUCCGAAGACACACUUUUCCGCGUCAGGCUCGGGCGAGAGGGCUACAUCAACUCUUCAAUCGGCUAUGCCACAAACGACGAGGGUGCCCAUGUGCAAGUCCCAUUUGCCAAAGACGCACCGGAACAUCUUGUCGCCGGUGACGAAGGAACACCGGAAGGCCUUGUCGUUCACCUCCCGGAGAACCGGGACGGAGAUGGUUUCGAGCUUGAAGAACUUAUUGCGCAAACACUUCGGCGACCCCGACUUGCCAAGCUAACGCAGCUUGCUGUCGUGCCAGGCAAAACGGAGACAUGGAUGAACGCGGGUCAACCGGGUUGGAACGCGGGAGCUCUUCGACUGAUGGGACGGAAUCCUUCCCUCGACUGUGACAUCCGAUCUGUCGAUGACUCCUGGCGCGACUUGGACGUGCUCGACCAGGCCGCUCGCGGCCUGGUCGCCCUCUAUAACUUGGACUCAAGCCACUCGGAUUACUCAGACGUCUCGGACGACUCGGACUAG